Mastomys coucha (southern multimammate mouse) is the source of this 1057-nucleotide messenger RNA. RefSeq lists its product as uncharacterized. The coding region runs from base 273 to 803 and encodes 176 amino acids. The transcript has 3 exons. The record is from RefSeq and is a predicted model, not a curated record. Lineage: Eukaryota; Metazoa; Chordata; Mammalia; Rodentia; Muridae.
GCGUGGAUACGUCUCUGCGUUUGGGUUUCAUCUUAAAGCAGUCAGAGCUAAAGUCCCAUAACGCCAGUGAAUGUUAAGGCAGUAGCCGUAUGCUUUUCUUUCUUUAGAGCAGAUGUUAUCCACCCCCGCUUAGGAGCCUUUGGUACUGGCGGCCUCCCGGGAACGCUGGAAGACAGAGGACUGGAUGUAAACUGGAGUCUGCCGAGUGAUAAGUGGUAAAGCUGAGAGACCCACAGGGCCCAAAGGACACUGGCCCAGAGACUCUGAGGAAAAUGAAGUUUCACUGCCUAUCCUUCCGGCAGCCCUACGCUGGUUUAAUCUUAAAUGGAGUCAAGACUCUUGAGACACGUUGGCGUCCCCUGUUGAGCAGCCUUCAGAAAUGUACCAUUGCCAUCCACAUUGCUCACAAGGACUGGGAAGAUGAUGCAUGGCAGGAAGUGCUAGUGGAGAGAUUGGGGAUGACCUGGACACAGAUUCAGACCUUACUACAGGCAGGAGAAAAAUAUGGCAGAGGUGUGAUAGCUGGACUUAUUGACAUUGGAGAGACUUUUCAGUGUCCAGAAACCUUAGCUGCUGCUGAGGUUGUGGAACUGGAAACUCAAGCUGUGCUAACCAACCUGCAGCUGAAGUACCUGACUCAAAUUUCAAACCCCAGGUGGUUACUGGAGCCCAUACCUAGAAAAGGGGGAAAGGAUAUAUUCCAAGUAGACAUCCCAGAGCACUUGAUCCCACUGGAGAAAGAAUGGAGCACUGAAUGCUCUGGAAAACAAUUGGAUAAUGGCUCUGCCAGUAGACCAUUAUAGUGCGCACCUACAAAUCUCAGUCAGGGCAAUUUGAAUCUCCUACAGAGUGCUGUUCCAGACUCCUCUGCCCUCAUGAAGGUGGUGGCAGUGAAAACAUCCCUCAUGCUGAGGCUCUGCCAGCAAAGCUACAGAGCCUUGAGAACUUUGGCCUUUAGGGAAAAGAAAACCUCCCAGGAAAUGAUAUUUUGCUGAAGUUCACUUUGGUCCUGCUGUUUUCUGGAUUGCACGAAUAAAUCUGCUAAUGGUUAAGUGUU